Suillus paluster is the source of this 261-nucleotide messenger RNA. RefSeq lists its product as uncharacterized. The record is from RefSeq and is a predicted model, not a curated record. The transcript has 2 exons. NCBI's taxonomy places the organism in Eukaryota, Fungi, Basidiomycota, Agaricomycetes, Boletales, Suillaceae. The annotation marks the transcript as partial.
AUGGAAAUCCUACUUUCAAUCGGGGCGGGCGUCGCUCUGCGCGUCGUGCUCAACGUUGCAACAAGCAAUGAUCACAAACUCAUAGGCAUACUCAUCGGACUCUGGGAAGGUGUCGUGCUCUCCCACUUCCUCUCAAAGCGUACCCGUUCCUCGAGGUCAAAAGACCCAUACCUUGCCCUUGCUACGCGCAUGGCAAUUGACCUUUACCUCUCACACUCGCUUUCUCGGUUCGCCCUCACAUGCGCGUGGACGCUGGUCGGG